AUGGGGCUUUCUACUGUCUUCCUCAGCGGUGAAUUCUCAAAGACUCGAACGGCGAACCCUGGCUAUGACUGCCGGAUCGAUCUCAGCGCGAAGCUUUGGGGCUUCUGCCCAACAUCGGUCAUAGCAGCAUCGGAUUGCGGUCUGGCUGGCAGUUGCGUGGAUAACCAUGCGUGCUCCAAAGGAUGUGGUUUCACUAACCAAGACUUGACCACAUUCACCUGCAAGGAUCCCGGCAACGACUACUGCUCUACCGCCCUCUUGACCUUAUCCAACCUCGACCUCGGAGCCUUCAGCUACAUCGCUUGCGGUAAAGCCCCCAUCACCGAUAGUUACCUGGCCUGGGCGACCGACGUAAUCACCCCCAUCCCCAUCGGCGCUCAAGGUACCAGCACUUCCACAACAGGAGCCCCUGCAUCCACUUCGAAGAUUGCCUCGGAGACCGCCACCUCCACAGCAUCCUCUUCAUCCACAAGCGCAGCCCCAUCUGCUUCCGGACCGGAAGAACCAAAGGGCGACUCAAAUGGCAAUAACAACAACAUGGGCGCCAUCGUCGGCGGAGUGGUAGGCUCGCUUGCGGUGCUCUGCGGCUCCGUCGUCGCCAUCGUCUGGCUACUGAGGAGGAACCGCAAGGAGAAGGCACUCGCUUCAUCGUCGUCAUCGACAGCGGAGAGGGAUAUGGUGGAUCAAACCGGGAGCGGUGGUGGUGACAAUGCUACUGCUUAUGCGUUGAACGAGAUCAAAUACCCAGAUAUCUACGGCUCGGAACGAGGGUUGGGCGGCACUCCGACGUAUGCGGUGCAAGAACUGGACCAUACCGAGUAUAGAGGGUGGAAAACACCGCAGGAGUUGUCGGGCGUGAGGUCGCCGAGGGAGUUGUCGGAUACGUGGGUGAAGAGUAUGCCGGUGGAACUACCGGCUGGGUCGGUUUACUAG
Neurospora tetraspora is the source of this 933-nucleotide messenger RNA. RefSeq lists its product as uncharacterized. The record is from RefSeq and is a predicted model, not a curated record. Lineage: Eukaryota; Fungi; Ascomycota; Sordariomycetes; Sordariales; Sordariaceae. The transcript has 3 exons. The coding region runs from base 1 to 933 and encodes 310 amino acids.